AUGUCCGCCUCUCCACAACCAGAAGAUCCCGCCGAUAGAUACGACGAGGGCAACCCUGAGAACGAUCAACAUAACCCCGAGGAAGUGGAGGGCGUUGCAGAAUCUAGUGAACCAAAACCUAAACGCGGACGCGGCCGUCCUAAGGGCAGCAAGAAUAAGAAAUCAGGGGCUCCAUCUUCAUCAACUGCACCAGCCGUAUCCUCCUCUGAAACUCCAAUCAAGAAGAAGCGCGGUAGACCACGCAAGGAGAAGAAGUCGGAAGAAGCAGACGCCGAUGAGCGUCCAGCUAAGCGAAGACGUCGCGGACGUCCAUCCAAACAGAAGGAUGAUGGUCCUGCUGCUGCUGGCAGUAGUACUGCUGCCCCAGUGGAGACUGUGGGUGAAUCAGCUACGAAGAAGAAGCGGGGCCGGCCACCGAAAAAGACGUAA
Pisolithus orientalis is the source of this 429-nucleotide messenger RNA. RefSeq lists its product as uncharacterized. The transcript is spliced from 3 exons. Bases 1 to 429 code for a protein of 142 amino acids. The record is from RefSeq and is a predicted model, not a curated record. Lineage: Eukaryota; Fungi; Basidiomycota; Agaricomycetes; Boletales; Pisolithaceae. Gene Ontology annotation, molecular function: DNA binding.